AUGGCAUCUGAUCCUCCUUAUCUCGAUACAGAGGCUAUUUUCAAUGCAUCUGACUUAAUAAAUUCCACACUUAUAUCGAAAGGGUAUAUUACAGAGAAGCUUAAUUUCAAUUCCAUAAACUGGAAAGAUCUAGUACAAGACCAAAUUGAGAAUAAUAGAGAUGAAGAACCAACAAAAUUAGAUGAAUUGAAGGUAACAGAAGCAAUAUAUAAUAAUGACAAAAACAUAAUUAAUAUUAUCUAUUCUUUGCUUCAGUCGAUUGAAAGAAAUAAAGCCCAAAAUAAGUCAUUUAAUAAAGUUAUAAGUAAGAAAGACUCCACAAUAAGAGAUUUACAGAAAAAGGUAGAAUCUUUAGAGCAUCAGGUUGAACAUUCUGAGUCAAGAUUAAAUAGAUUCGUUCAAAUUGACCAGUUACAAUUGUCUAAACGGGUACAUGAUUUAACGCAUAUAAAUAAAUUACAGUCCCAAGACUUGAAUAAGUUAAAAAAUUGGUGUACAGAUAUCAAAACAAAGUAUCACAUAGAACUAAAGAAGAAGAACAUCGAAAUAGACCAGUUGAAAAAUCAAUUAUUAGAAAAGAAGAAUUUAUCUACUACAACGGCAUUUGGAAUUCCAUUAUCCAUUGAUUCGUCUCGAAACAAUAAUACAACAAGCUUUGACCAAGACAUUAAUUCAAACGUAAUCUACAAUCAUAAUCCAAUAAUAGAUAACACCAAUCCAAAUACGCAUUCAAAUACUUCUUUGCUGCCUAUCUUAAAUGAACAAUAUGAACAAAUUGUUAUAGAUUUAACCCAAUUAAUUGAAAAUUUGAUUUCAGAGAAUCAUAAAUUUUCGAGAUUUAUUAAAUUGGUAAAUAAUUACUAUCAAAGCUUGAACAUACAAUUAUCAAACAUAAAUCACAAACAUUUAGAUGUCCACAACUUACCCAAUCCGUCUGAUUUAAUUGAUCUUAAUGAGUUUACUGGUGAUUCAGCAAACAUAAGCUCCAAGGAUUCAUUAGACGAAAUUGAAUCUUUCGAAUAUAUUACCAAACCACUAUUAAACAACGUGUAUAAAAAUUAUCAUUAUGUGUCAAAUCUUGUUGAAUUAGUUGAUUCAAACAAUUCCCAAAUUAAUGUUAACGAAAAUGGAUUUUCAUCCAAGAAAAUUGAUGAACUAAAGACAGAGUUAGAAAUAGUUACAAGAAAUUGGCAGGAUGCUAUCAAGACUUUGGAAAAUUGGAAAAACUACCAACACGCUAAUGAUAAUUAA
Messenger RNA from Debaryomyces fabryi, 1251 nucleotides. RefSeq lists its product as uncharacterized. The record is from RefSeq and is a predicted model, not a curated record. Bases 1 to 1251 code for a protein of 416 amino acids. Lineage: Eukaryota; Fungi; Ascomycota; Pichiomycetes; Serinales; Debaryomycetaceae. The transcript has a single exon.